This is a messenger RNA of Symbiodinium sp. CCMP2592, 2523 nucleotides long. NCBI's taxonomy places the organism in Eukaryota, Dinophyceae, Suessiales, Symbiodiniaceae. The record is from the annotation of a GenBank genome assembly.
AUGAGCAAUGCAUCCGCUGGGAGCAGCUGCAGGGCAGCGGCUUCGGAGGUCGAGGCCAAGCGGAGGAAGGGGCCGCUGCCAGUCUUUGUCUGCGAGUACCACGACGAGGCCCUUCGCUUUCUGCAUUUCUGCAUUCGGCGACGCAAGAUUCCCUUCGGCGAUCUGGCGAUGGUUCACCUGGACGCGCAUCCAGACCUCUCGGCAUCAACGCAGCUGGAGGCGGACCGCAUCUACGACAACCCCCCGGAGGUCUAUGCGGCGCUGCGCGAGGAGGAUGGCGGCAUCGCUCAGUGGAUUCUCCCAGCCGUCUACGGCGGGCACCUGCGCAACGUCUGGUGGGUUCGCCCUCCCGGGUCGCAGCAGAUUUCUGAUGGCACUUAUCGGUGUCACGUCGGCCGCGGUCUCGGCCUUCGAGGGAAGACGGCGGACGGUCGCGAAGGGGAUGAGGACGAGGCUCAAGUCGAAGGCAUCAAGAUCAGUUGCCCCGAGCCUUAUUUCCUUGAGGACGGCAUCUACAGCCCUGAAAAAACGCUUCGAUGCUCGCAGCCGUUGGACCUAAGGGUGUCCCUGCUGCCUGGCGAAGACCAGCCGCUGCCGGUGUGGCGCGGCACAGGAGAGCCGAACUCCUCACCUGAGCACCAUCCCUGGCUGCUCGAUGUGUGCUUGGACUACUUUGCCUGCGAGAACCCGUUCCUUAGCCAGGUCCGCCCAAAGGUGGCAGCCCCCCUGGCAGAAAUCCACUUUGCAGCUGCUUUUCGCCAAGGGCCGGUCCUGGAGCAAAGUGACUUCGACGCGCAGCGUUCGGCCUUCGACGCGGCCUACGACGAGGUGGUGCUCCAGUUUCUUCAGGAGAAGGAGCUCUUCGAGACGCUGUUGGCAAUGGAGGGCGAGACUGGGGUGAAGUAUGCCGAAGGAGAUUUGCCCGUGGCGAGCAUCCUCCAGUCGAGCCUGGACAUGUUCUCCGCCGCGGAUGCCGCCCCAGCCGAAAGGGAAGAUGCCGACGGCAAGGCGGCCUGCGAAGCGCUGGAGGUCCUGCGAGGCGGCGCCUGCGCGACGCGCCAGGCCGAGAGCGGAGGUCUCUCCGACGCUUUCGCGGCCAACGUGACCGCAGUUUGCUGGGCCGUGAGGUCCUUCGACGAGGCGCAUUGCAUCGUGGCCACGGCAGAUCGAAAGUUGCGCCUCAUCAGCGAUCACGAGGUCUUGGCUGCUUUCGAGGAUCUGCCUUCGCCACCAUUGAGCCUCGAUGUGGCGGCAUCCGAGGAAGCAGGCCUGCAGAAGGUUCUGGUGACUACGAUGGGAGGCGAAACCCUGCUGCUGAAGCUACGGCACUCGGGAACCCCUUCGGGCGGCUACCCGGACUCGAAGGACAUGGGUCGCUGGUCGUUUGAACUGUGCCAGCGGUUCAAGGAUCACCAGAAGCAGGUGACCAGCGGUCGCUUCGCUCCAGCUCGAGGCGCUGAGAGCAGCUACUUCAUCACGAUCUCGCGGGACCACACGGCGUGCGUCUACGGCCGACCGCCCGGCCCCCACUUCGCCCUCCUGGGCUCCUACAGCUUCGUGGGCGAGGUCACCGCCUGCUGCUGGCUGGAUCCCCUGACGGCUGUGCUGGCAGCCAGGAAUGACCAUGAGCUCCACUAUCUGGAGAUGGAGGGUCCGCACGCGGGCGAAACCCAGGAGGUGCUGCGAACCAACCUCAAUGCCCUUGGCGACAGCGUUGUCUCCUUUGCUGUGCUUGCCCUGGCGGCGUCGCCGGAUGGUGCCUUCGUGGCAGCCUGCACUGACCGCUCACGUGUGAUUCUUCUUCAGGCGCGGUCGCCUCGGCAGCUGCGGAAUUUCUACGGGGCUGCGGUGGGGGAAUAUGACAUGCCAACUGUCGCAUUCUCGCUGGAUGGCUGCUUCUUGUAUGUGUCUUCCUCGCUGCCGCAGCCAGCACGCCGAGAGGAGGAUGAGGUGAAGGCGCUCUGCGGGCAAGUGGCAAUUUUCGAGGUUCGGAGCGGCCAGCUGGUGCUUCAACUGCCUUGUCAUGAAAAGUCCGUCCGCUGCUUCCACCGGCAUCCGUACUCUGAGAUGCUCGUGACGGGAUCAUUCGACAAGAUGGUGUGCCCGCGAGGCCACCAAGAGCUGGAACAGGCGAUGGAGCGCUUACUCGGUUUCCUGCCGGUGGCGCAGCAGGCCCUCCACCGCCGGGCGCUGCGGGACGCCCUCGUCGAUGCGCGCGGAUCAGAGCUUCGAGCGCUGCAGGAGGCCGGCGACAUGAUCUCCCUCCCGUGGCUUUGGCACAUGAGCUUUCGGCCAUCCACCACAGAGCUGCGGGAGCAGCUGAAGGCCGUUGAGUCCUUCGUGGCACGGCUCGGAGGAAGGCCCUGCGCUGUCACCGUGGCACGGUCUGUCACGGACGGCUUCUGUCCCAUGCGCUGCCACUGCAUGUUGGAAGCCGGUGUGCUGGAGAUGCUUCAACGGCUCUUCGGUGAGAUGGACGUCAUGUAUGGGGACGAGCUCGACGCAAAGGAGCAACAGCCGUGA